AUGAAAGUCAAUGUCUUUUUGGCAGCGCAAACGGUUUGUCUGCUUACUGCAUGUUUGGGAGCUCCUUCAGCGCUAUGGACAAAGGGCAAAGCAGAAAACUCUUUGUACUCAGGCUCUGCUCUAAGUCCUGCUGAAGUGAUUCAAGUCACUGGACCACCUCCUGACUAUGGCCCUAUUAUUCAUACCGAGAUUCUUGCUGAGCAUGUAUUUGCAAACUCUGUUUCUAAGCCUUUGAAAAUCCAGUAUAACCCCCCGGCCUUAAAUUUCACUAAAGCAACACUCACACUCAAGACGAGAAUCCAUGGAGUCCAAGAUGAGAGACUUAUACACAUAUUUAUGGGAGAAAGCGAGAUCUGGCUGUCGUCUACUGCCCAACCAGGUGCCCACAAUAUCAGCUCGACAUUCACCAAAGACAUGUCAAAUUAUAUUACUCUUUUCAAGAGACAACAGGAAUUGACAAUAAAACUGGAAAAUGUCCUUGAUGGAACGCUUAAUGGACCAAUCUCCACCACUCUUACUGCCCGAUUUUACUAUCCAGAGUUAGAUGUGGAUCACGACCAGGGACUCGCUGAUGGUGAUGGUGAUCUUUUAUGGCAGCAAUACUCGGGACAACUGCCACCUGAUCAUAUCAUUGCUAUCCCAUCAGGGCAAUCAAUCGAACCACGUCCAGCUAAACUAGCCAAACGAGACUAUGUCAGGCCCUCGCCGCUAGUCUCCAAACAAAUUGAACCAAUUGCACGAAAUGUCACUAGAGCAGUAAUUGCCAUUUCCGCAACUGGUUACGAUAGUGAAGAAUUCUGGUACAGCCAUCUACUUGACGAAUAUGCCGGUGCUCUUAACGGCGUAGGAGGGGGUCCGUCACGAGUAAUAGAGGUGUCGAUAAAUAAUCGAGUUGCCGGAUUUGUGUUCCCAUAUCCGGUGAUAUUUACAGGUGGGAUAUCCUCGUAUAUGUGGAGCCCUAUAGUUGGUAUCCAUGCUUUUGAUACUCCCGUCUACGAGAUAGAUAUCAGCGCAUUUCUACCUGUCCUUUGGGAGACGGAUGCCAGGAUCGAUGUCCGGGUUAUGAAUGGCUACAAUUCGACCCAAAUAAAUGAUGGAUGGCUAAUAAAUGCCAAUAUUCUGACAUGGGAAACUCCUUCAGUCAAUGGUCAAGGCUACAUGGUGCUAAACAAUAGCAACACUACAAUCAAUGGAACUAGUGCUGAUGACAAAGACUUGGAUAAUAAGUCGGUUGGCGGGUUCUUGCCGAGUAACUCUAGUGUGUUUGAAGUGGUAUCAAUAUUAAAGGGGCUGACAAGAAGCGCGAGGUUAAACUUUAAUGGACAUAAUAUCCACCUUGAAUGGCAGCAAGCCUGCAUGUAUGAUAAUAUCCAAUAUUUGUCGAACCGUUAUGAGUUUCACAGUGUAGCUCAGAGUACGUUGUGUGCGGAGAAUAUUACGAUGGAAAGACCAGAUAACGACGGCCCGAGCAGACGUCGGACCUGGCAGAAAAUGUAUCAGUACCCUCUAGCUAUUCAAGCUACUUAUGAUCAGAUGAAUGGCCGUACUGACACAGAGUUGACUCAUGGUUACGAGCAUACAAAUAGCAUAACUGGGGCGUCAAUUGCAACAGUUCAGAACGCCACGUCCUCUACAUUUGAUAAGCCUUUAGACUCUAGAGGGCGUAUGGGUUUUGGAUCCAACCGACAGCUUUAUUUCCAUCAAGAUAGAACUAAAGCUUACCAGCGGGUGGCUGCAGCAGUGAACAAUACUCUGAUUGUUGAUACUGACUCAAGAGGCGACCCUAUCUAUACAAGUAGUUUUAUCAAUAUGCCAGAGGGACCAGCCAUCAGAGGAGAUAGCAUCCACAUGCUUUCGGACAAGUUCUUUGAUACUCAAGCCAGAGCAAUGGGCAAUAAUUGGUCAGGACAAUAUUUAGCGGAAGUCCACCGGUUUUUUGAUCAACAUCGGGCUGAGACCACAGAUAGCGGUCGGUCCAAACAAAAGACUCAGCUUAAUCAAAGCACACUGGGUAUGAUGAUACAUAGGAAAUUGAUUGCCAGGAAUAGACACAUGCUUAGGUAA
This is a messenger RNA of Sugiyamaella lignohabitans, 2064 nucleotides long. RefSeq lists its product as uncharacterized. The coding region runs from base 1 to 2064 and encodes 687 amino acids. The record is from RefSeq and is a predicted model, not a curated record. Lineage: Eukaryota; Fungi; Ascomycota; Dipodascomycetes; Dipodascales; Trichomonascaceae. The transcript has a single exon.